UUUUAUCAUCCCAUUGCCAUGGCGAUGGCAAUGGCGCUGUCCUCCUCCCGGGAGCCGCGCGCUCCACUCCGCGAUACUUACACAGGAAGACGAUUCCAGCGCCGGCAUUGGAGGCGCAUUUCUGCCGCGCAGGCCAGCGACGAUUUCAUGACACAGAUUCUGAGGGAGAAUCCCAGCAGAGUGGAGAGGAAGUGCCUGUCUGGAGAUAGAAUGCUCUCGCUCAAGGAAUGGCGAUUGCAAAGAGUGCCGCUAUGGUCUAAACUUCUCGCGAAAAUCGAGCCAUUGGUUGAAAAGGCUCGUGAAGUUCGUCCCCAGGAGAAAAAAACUCCCGAGACGACUUCUCAGGCUGCGAAAGGAAGGUCUGUUUUCUUGCCUGACCUUCUUCGAGCAUAUAAGGGGAAUUUAUACGUUCCAGAGGAGAUUUUCAUGGGCCACGUUGCAGAAGCGGAAGAAUUCGCUAGGGAAUUUGCCGAGUUGCCUGUCAUGAUUUUCCAAGACUUUGUCAAUGUGAUGCAAUCCGAUCAAGUUGCACAGAUCAAGUCGAAAGGAACUCAGUUCAUUGUGGAACUGAAAGAACUCUCGGGAGAAAGAAGUGCACAAGCUCAAAAAUGGUCCAUGCAGCUGACUGAAGCUCAAGCGAAAUACGUCCUUUCUCAGUAUAGAGGCUAUCAUCACGAAAUCCAGCCGCGGUUCGCACCAACCGUGAUCCAGCCUCCUCCAACGCCAAAUCCUGUGUCAUCGGCAAUAUCAAACCGCUUGAUGCUGGAACUUUCGACUGUAGUAAGUCUCAUCUCGGUAGCUGCAUUUGCGGUCGGCAAAUUUGCGGCUGGUGCUGCUUCAGCUCUCGCAAGUGUUGCAGCUUUCGUUAUUUUUCGAGUUCUCCUUCCCACUAUCACUCCUAUCAUGGGCCCCUUCUUAUCUUUGACAAUGGGAGUUGUGCGCAUCAUUCUUGGGACUGGGGAAGCAGGGAUGAGAACGGGAUUACUCGGCUUGUUUACAGGAUUCACAGGCUUUGUUACCAGUGGCGACUUACUUUCUGCGCUUCGAAUUAUAAUCUCGAUGAUCUUUGUUAUCGUGAUGAUGGCAGCCUUCGCAAAGUUUACCAUAACCAGGAGGUCGAGAGAUCACCAAAAGUGGGAUAUAUGGCAAGCUAUUGAAUUUGGACAAUCUAAGCCCCAGGCUCGCGUAAAGGGAUCUACUGGAGUAAUGUUCAAGGACGUAGCAGGAAUCGAUGAAGUUGUAAAGGAGUUGCAAGAGUUGGUCGUGUACCUUAAAGAUCCGGAACGAUUUGCCAGGAUGGGUACAAAACCACCCCAUGGGGUGCUUCUUGAAGGGCCUCCUGGUUGUGGAAAGACUUUACUUGCAAAGGCGGUAGCAGGCGAGGCAGGAGUACCGUUUUACCAGAUGGCAGGCUCUGAGUUUGUAGAGGUGCUUGUUGGUGUGGGAGCUGCUCGCAUGCGUGAUCUGUUCUUGCGUGCCAAGGUAAAUCGUCCAGCAGUCGUGUUUAUUGACGAGAUUGAUGCGCUGGGAGGCGCACGAUCGGAAUUCCACGGUAAACGUGCAAUGGAUGACAAAACUGCUACGUUCCAUGCGGGAACUCAAGAGCGUGAAACUACGCUUAACCAGCUUUUAAUAGAGUUGGAUGGGUUUGAUACCGGCAAAGGUGUUAUAUUUCUGGGUGCAACCAACCGUGCUGAUAUGCUUGACCCAGCUCUCCUCAGGCCUGGCCGUUUCGAUCGAAGAAUUCUUAUCAGCCCUCCAAAGGCCAGCGCUCGCUACGAGAUUUUGAAGGUCCACUCUGAAAAGGUGAAACUAGAUUCCUCGGUUGAUCUGUGGCCUUACGCGAAGAGUCUCAACGGAUGGAGCGGCGCUGAGCUCGCUCAGCUUAUGCAAGAGUCUGCUUUGGUCGCCAUAAGAAAGGGCCAUAAAUCUAUUACACGGCACGAUGUUGACACUGCUGUAGACAGACUUACAAUCGGCCCCGAAGUAUAUGGUGUUGGACGACGACAGUCGGUCCACCGCCGUCUGGCUUCGAUCGAAAUAGGGAUGGCAAUGGUGGCUCAUCUUCUUCGGUCUACAGAGAACGCUGAAGUGGAGCCAUGUGACAGGAUUUCGAUUGUUCCUCGUGGAAAGACAUACUCAAGAACCAUCUAUCAUACUCUAGACGAUGACGCCUACCUUUUUGCUCGACGUCCUACGCUGAUUCAUCGGCUUAAGGUGAUGCUCGGAGCACGAAUCGGGGAGGAGCUUAUAUAUGGACACGAUACAUCAACAUUGUCUGCAGCGUAUCUAGCUGACGCGAGCUGGCUAGCACGAAAAAUAUUUUCUAUAUGGAACGUAGACGGACGUAUUUCAAUGCAUGGUGAAAGAUCGCCAUGGGAACGAUCCUCACAAUUCGGGCCUCCAACUUGGUUUGAAGGUGGACUAUACAACGAUUACGAUCUCGUCGGUCAGUCCAUAGAUCCUCGAAUGGAUGAGGAUGUAGCGGUGCGCACAAAAGCUCUAAUGGAGAAAGCCUAUGACGAGACUUUGUCGCUGCUAAAACCGUACAAGGCGGCACUGACGAAGGCAUUACACGUGAUUAUGGAGAAAGAAGAAAUGUUUGGAGAAGAGCUGGAUGUUAUUCUUAAGCGCUACCCGUCCGGAUAUCAAGUGGAGCUCGUGGAUAGUGAAGAACAGCCAGGCUAUCUUGUGUCCGAUUCCAGUGACACUAAGUUGGUUCUCGAGCUCGCAGGUGGAUCAUCCAAAGAGUCUGCGUGGUCGAAGAACAAUGAUACAAUGGCAUGAGGCUAGUCCGGUGAUGUCACCAAAAGAGAGCAGCGAGCGUCAAUUGUGGUGGCUACAAGAAGAUGCUGUACGACGACGGCUGGGCCUAGCUGCGAUUCAGACUGAGCACUGGCUUGGGUUCAUGCGUGUAGUGUAAGCGAUGGAGAAGAUAAUCUAGCAAGGACAAGGUGGGUUUUUCCUUCU
This is a messenger RNA of Selaginella moellendorffii, 2970 nucleotides long. Its product is annotated as probable inactive ATP-dependent zinc metalloprotease FTSHI 1, chloroplastic. Gene Ontology annotation, cellular component: chloroplast thylakoid. Gene Ontology annotation, biological process: proteolysis. The coding region runs from base 19 to 2787 and encodes 922 amino acids. Lineage: Eukaryota; Viridiplantae; Streptophyta; Lycopodiopsida; Selaginellales; Selaginellaceae. The transcript has 17 exons. Gene Ontology annotation, molecular function: ATP binding; ATP-dependent peptidase activity; ATP hydrolysis activity. The record is from RefSeq and is a predicted model, not a curated record.